AUGACAAUUCUUUAUGCAGCUGUUGUUAAGGACAGAACAAUGAUUGCAUCUUUAGUUGUUGAUAAGGCUGACUUCGAAAAGGAGGUUCUUAAGCUCUUACCUCAAGCAUCUGCAAAAACAGAACAAGUUAUCUCAUCAAAUUACAUAUUUUCAUUUCUUUCUCUUUCAUCUUUAAUAUUUGUAUGCGUAACACCUCAAACAGAAGACAGAAGAGUCCCUCUUAAUUAUUUAGAUGCUAUUUCUCACCGUUGGGGUCCAACAAUCGGUGGAUCGACUGUAACUCCUACAAGUCAUAUAUACGAUAAGCAAUUCCAAGAAGCAUUCGGCGAAUUUACAAGAUCUUUUGCUAAUCCAGCAUACAAGACAAAAGCUAUUCAACAAACGUUAGAACAAACACAAGCAGAGUUAACAGAUGCAAUGACGAAAGCAUACAGCCGUGGAAAUCAGCUCGAAGACCUUGAUGAUAAAUCCCAGCAGUUAUUAUCAAAUAGUGAAGAUUUCAAGCAGGCAUCAACUCAGUUAAAGAAUCAAAUGCGUUGCAAAUACUACAAGGAGCUUUUAUUCUGGUUCCUUGUAAUCUUCAUUGUAUUUUAUUUCCUUCUUGCAUUAAUUUGCGGCGGAAUGAAUUUGAAGCCACGCUGCAUAAAGGAAAAGAGUAACUAA
This is a messenger RNA of Trichomonas vaginalis G3, 663 nucleotides long. Its product is annotated as SNAP receptor protein. NCBI's taxonomy places the organism in Eukaryota, Parabasalia, Trichomonadida, Trichomonadidae. The record is from RefSeq and is a predicted model, not a curated record. The coding region runs from base 1 to 663 and encodes 220 amino acids. The transcript has a single exon.